This is a messenger RNA of Papaver somniferum (opium poppy), 396 nucleotides long. RefSeq lists its product as uncharacterized. The transcript has a single exon. The coding region runs from base 1 to 396 and encodes 131 amino acids. Lineage: Eukaryota; Viridiplantae; Streptophyta; Magnoliopsida; Ranunculales; Papaveraceae. The record is from RefSeq and is a predicted model, not a curated record.
AUGUGUGCAUUCUGCAAUUCAGCCCCUGAAUCAGUCAAUCAUCUUAUAUUGCAUUGUAGCUAUGCUCACAAAAUUUGGUCAUACUUCAUUGGAGGUUACAAUGUGCGAUGGGUUACAACAGGUUCUUUAGAAGCUCAGUUGUUGGCUUGGAAAUUCAGGCGAGGUCGUAAUAGAGGGAGGAAAAUCUGGCCUAUUCUUAUCUUUGCCAUUGUCAGAGCUAUUUGGGAAGAAAGAAAUCGCAGGGUUACGGCAAAUAAACCCCAUAGAGUUGAAGGAAUAAUCAUCAAUGAAGUUAAAGCUUUGAUCUUUCAAUGGGGCAAUGCAGAAAAAUGGUUUUGGGGUAAUUCAUUUAGAGAUCUUGUAACACACUGGAAAGUUAUGAUUGAUAGCUCAUAA